Molecule: messenger RNA, 441 nt
Organism: Neltuma alba
Lineage: Eukaryota; Viridiplantae; Streptophyta; Magnoliopsida; Fabales; Fabaceae
Product: cytochrome c oxidase subunit 6B-like
Exons: 5
Coding region: 61-441 (126 amino acids)
Cellular component (GO): respiratory chain complex IV; mitochondrion
Source: RefSeq, a predicted model, not a curated record
UCCGUCCCGAACGACGACUAUCUCUCGCUCAUUUCUUGAUCUCUGACUCUGUUCUCUCUCAUGGCGGAGAUUGAGCUCAAAACAGCGCCUGCUGAUUUUCGCUUUCCUACAACCAAUCAAACCAGACAUUGUUUCACUCGCUAUGUUGAGUUUCAUAGGUGUGUGGCAGCAAAGGGUGAAGGCUCAGGUGAUUGUGAAAGAUUUGCCAAAUAUUAUCGUUCCCUUUGCCCCAGUGAAUGGGUGAAAGUUCUAGAGGUGCAUCGUCAGGGAAGAAUCCAAAGGCCUAAGCUUUUACAGUUUCUUGUAUUGCUUCUGCUUCUUUUUGUUUUCGUUGAUGAGCCGCCUUGUUCGGUUCACAGCUUUCGACGGCUCCAACAAUCGUCUCUCCGGUCCAACUCCGGCGUCGUUAGCCAACGGCAGCGGCAACUUGCCAAGAUUUAA